Molecule: messenger RNA, 774 nt
Organism: Encephalitozoon cuniculi GB-M1
Lineage: Eukaryota; Fungi; Microsporidia; Unikaryonidae
Exons: 1
Coding region: 1-774 (257 amino acids)
Source: RefSeq, marked provisional
AUGAACGAGAAGGGGUCAAACUAUCACUGGGCAGAAUCCGACAUAUCCGCCUGGGCAAAAGAGGAAAUCUCCGAGGCAUUAAAGUCGAGAGGAUAUGAGGUGCAUGAGAUGGAUGUGAUGGUUAAGAUAUGCCAGAGGAUGAGCACGUUGGGAUUGGUGUACAUGAUAAGCUUUGAAUGCACGAAGGACGGAAGGUACUGUGGUGUAAGAAACUUCUACUCUGUAUCUGAAAAGGCGGAGGGGAUGGAGGACUUUGAAUGGUUUCCAGGUUUCUUCAAGGAGAUGGAGGGAGAGGCAGUGCUCAAGUUUGGUAACAGGGUUCUCGAUGUCAACAGGGAGGUUGAGAGAAAGCCCUGUGCCAGAAAUAUAACUGCAGAGGACGCAAGGACUGCAGACAUGAUCUACAAGGCAAGCAUUAACUGCGAGGUUGACGAGCUUAAGAACUUCAUCCUAUCCCAUGAGUAUAUUUCUGUGUGGAGCGGGUCCAGGGCAAUGUUCGAGGGAGACGACAUCCUGAUAGACGGGGUAGUCAUUCGCAGACUGAGAGAAAAGGAUGGAGAGAUCAGGAUGGAAUGGAAGCUUCGGGAAUGGAGCGACUUUACCGAUGCUAAGAUAAUGCUUGAGCCUUACCUUAGUAGCUCAAAGAUAACUGUGAAGCAAAGAAACAUCCCGAUUAAGGAGGAAGGAAGCAUUAGGAUGUGGUGGCAGGAAAGGAUGUUUACCCCGAUUUCAGCCUGCUUUGGAUUUGUUCUAAGACCUGGAGAGCACGUAUGA